This is a messenger RNA of Aureobasidium uvarum, 1716 nucleotides long. Lineage: Eukaryota; Fungi; Ascomycota; Dothideomycetes; Dothideales; Saccotheciaceae. The record is from the annotation of a GenBank genome assembly.
AUGGCCUCCCAACCAGGAUCGCCGCCCACAUCCACCAUGACACCUCCGACACCAGAAUGCAACGUGGAAGUCCGACCAUCAGCGAUCGCAGGCAACGGACUCUUCGCAACCAAAGAUAUACCAGUAGGCUCUACGAUUCUGCUCAAAGCUCGCCCUUUGAUUGGCGAACUGGACUUGCCACGGUUGCAGGAUUCGUGUGCGAAUUGUUUUCUGUUUUCGCAGAAGGCCAUACGGGCAUGUUCUAUACACGCUACAGAAGCCGAUCGCUUGAGUCGCUUUCCUGACUGUUCUGGUUGUCAGCACGUGGGUGAAAUGUUGGGUGUCAAGGCUUGUACUGGUUGUAAGAAGGUGAAAUAUUGUAGUAAGGCUCACUUGUGCAACAUAGNNGUUUGUCAAAAGCAGGCUUGGACCAGAUAUCACAAACGCGAAUGUAGGCUACUCAGAGACCCGGACCUUCCGCCUCUGCCAAGUGCUGUACGAGCAGCAUUGCAAUUAGCUUGUCUCAUGGACAGCGAUGCCGUAUCUGAAGAAGACAAGGCAGGUGUGCGUCGCCUUGAAGCCCAUGAUUCGUCCACAAUCGAACAAUUUAGAGAAGUUAUGCAGUAUGAAGUGACUGUCGCUGCGGCAAGAGAUCUCUUUGCCCGCCUCAGCCCUGAUGAUCAUGAUGGCCACAAAAUUCGCGAAUACGUUGGAAAAAUUCUUCGUAAUUCGUUGACACUCACCCUCCCCACUCUCGAACCCGUGGGUGUUGCUCUCGAUCCAAUUGUAUGCUCAGCAAAUCAUUCUUGCGAGCCGAACGCAAGUGUUCUUUUCGAUCAACCCAGACUCAUGAUGCGCUCCUUGUCGCCGAUCAAGAAAGGCCAAGAAGUCUUUAUCUCCUAUGUCGAUAAUACAGACCCCUUUUACCGAAGACAAGCGCAGUUGACGAUCCGAUACUGCUUUGAGUGCCAAUGCUCCAAAUGCCAACUUGGCAUUAAUGGACGAGAAGACGACUGGGCACAACCACUCGAGAACCUCGAGGCUAAAUGGGCCGAUCUUGCCGAACUCAUGGACAGCCACGAGGGUUAUUCUUCUGUUCCAGCAAACUUUUUGGGCGAGAGUAAAGCUGAGUGGAACAUGUCGGUCAUACAAGGCGAUGUGUAUGCCUCUUACGAGCCAAUAUACAACCAAAAGGACAACAAGCUCGCUAUAGAAGCGCUCGAGAAUGUCAUGCGAAUCUGCAAGCAAACGAAUAUGUGGCCCAUCACCAGACAACCAUACGCAAACAUCCGCGUGGACAUCGCUUCUCGCAUGAUAGCCGAAAACCGCCUUUCUCUCGCAAUGUACCAGAUGGCAAAGACAUACUUCCUCAUCGACCCUAUCUUGUAUCCGCAAGAUUUCCACCCAGUCAGAGUGGUACACACAUGGAAUCUAGCAAAGACGCUGGUACAGGCGUACUCUUCACCCCAAGAUCCUCGCGCGACUGUCGACCCCGGCGUGGAAGAGCUUUUCCGGAUGGAAUUUGAUUUCGUGGUUCCCGUGUGGAAGUUGUUGAAGAAGCUUAGUGUGGAUGUGGUCAAAAGUCAUGGAUCGGGGAGUCAUCUUACCUUUAUGGUACACGCGCUCACUCAACAAGUCAGAGAUGGAGUUGGCAUGCAGAAUCUGGUUGAGAUUGAACGAGAUCCUUUGGGUGUGUGGCAGAAGUUCAAGGAUUGGGCACAUUACUUGGAAUACUAG